Ostreococcus lucimarinus CCE9901 is the source of this 492-nucleotide messenger RNA. RefSeq lists its product with no specific name. The record is from RefSeq and is a predicted model, not a curated record. NCBI's taxonomy places the organism in Eukaryota, Viridiplantae, Chlorophyta, Mamiellophyceae, Mamiellales, Bathycoccaceae. The transcript has a single exon. Bases 1 to 492 code for a protein of 163 amino acids.
AUGGGCGCGUCGCCGACGAAUGGGACGUCGCCGCGCGGACGCGACGCGAGGAAGACGACGCGGUGGUUGGAUGGGAAAGAGAACGACGCGCGCGGACGACCGUUUCGACGAGGGAUCGAUGAGGAGGACGAUUUCGAAGAGGAUUUGUUAGACGCGCGAGGCGAGGACGAGGACGAGGACGGCGUCUCCGCGAGCGCGCGAGCGGUGGGACGACACGGAAGCGCGAGAGGGAUCUUAUCGCCGUCGGGGAGUUUCGCGGAGAAACGACAGCGGUCGAAGGUGCGAUUCGAAAGCUCGCUGCCGAACGGGUUUCCUGAGCGCAAGCCGUCGAUGACAAAGUUAUCGAGCGGGGCGUUUGACGACUCGAGCGCGCGGGAAGAAGCGGUGACGCCAUUCGUCGGACUCGUCAUGGUGUUUCUUACCGUCGCCUUCGUCGCGUGGUUCAACGACGUGCUCGUUCGUAGUGUUUCUUCCGUCUCCGCGUGGGCGUGA